This is a messenger RNA of Symbiodinium sp. CCMP2592, 2295 nucleotides long. The record is from the annotation of a GenBank genome assembly. Lineage: Eukaryota; Dinophyceae; Suessiales; Symbiodiniaceae.
AUGGCGACGAUCGACCACUGGGGCAUCCAGAAGGCGGCUUGGCAGCUGGAGGAUGCAUUCCAAGAUAUACGCAUCGACGUCUAUCCCGACACGCCGAAAGCGCGGGAAGCACAUUUUCAGUUUGUUUGGGCCGAGGUGACCUACAAGCGAGCUUUGCUGGGGCUCGUGUUGCUCUCGAUCUUCGAGACGCCAACAUGGUGCGACAACUCGCUCGAUUUCGCAAACGAGAUCGCGGGCAGGUGUACCGUCGAGGGCAGCAUCCACUACCUCUCCGGCAUCCCCCACCUACCACCCGGCUGGGGUUUAGUUAUCGAGGUCUUUCUCAUGCUGCUCUUGUUGAGGAAGUUCCUCCUGGAAUGGCACGUGCAGGUGAAGUUCUUCGAUUGCUUGGUUCCGAAGCAGACCUACACCAACGUGUCAGAGAUCAAGUUUGGGCUGGCAAUGCUUGUACUGGAGGCAGCAGAUGUGAUCGCUUUUGCAGUUUUCCGGCCCAGAUUCCGCCUGGCCUUCCUGGCGCGAACUGGGUACCUUUGCCUCCUGCCAGCCGUCACCGAGCUGGUGCGCUGUGUUGUGGCCUGCUUGUGGGAGAUGGUCUCAGUCGCCGUCUUCUUGGCAGGGACCAUGAUGUUUUUCGCGUGGAUCGCAGUGACGGUCUUCAAGGACUUAGACCGCGGGACCGAGGGCUUCACGUCCCUCAAAGAGUCGAUGAACUCCAUGUUCAUCGCAGGAGUGUCAGACGAGUUUGUCAGCGUUUUUCUCAAGUCUUAUACCGCCUAUCGGUACGUGGGGAUUCUUUGGCUGAUCUUCCUGGUGAUUGCCCAUGUCUUGCUCCUCAGCUUGGUCCUGGACACGCUCUGUGCAGCGUACAUGUCCUACUCCGAGCAGCGAACGGAGGAAGUCGCAGACAAGCGCAUCGAGGGCAUGUGGAAGGCCUUCACCACACUGGUUGAGGCCACGGGCAACAAGGAGCAGGAGGUCUCACAGGAGUAUUUCUUCCUCUUUCUGGAGGAGAUCAGCAAGUCUCCGCGAUCUGUGGGCAUUUCUCCAAAGGAGGCCCAGAUCAUGUGGGAUGCCAUCGAUCGCGACAGAUCGGGGAGCAUCGAGCGGGAGGAGUUCAUCGGCGUAGUUGGCUUGAUCCAGUACGACUUCUGGACGACUAGGAAAGACUCCUUCGUCAAGGACUACUUCCCCAAACUAUGGAACAGCUCGAUGUAUCGGAAGUUCCGGGCCUUUGUGGAUUCAGGGGAAGACCUGGAGCUACAUGUGAUCACCCUUGAGAGGGUGAUGACUUUGAUCCUGCUAGUGAAUCUGGUCCUCGUGGUCUUAGAAAGCUACUACGACCUUAACAAGUGGGACGAGCCGCCUUGGAUGGACUCACUCGAGCUGGCAUUCUCCUUUGUGUACUUAGGCGAAGUAGCCCAGAAGCUCGCUGUGUACUCCUUCGCGGAGUACUGGUCAAGCAUCUCGAACCAGUUCGAUUUCUUCACAACGAUGCUGCUGCUUUUCACAGCGAUUGCAGAAAGGCUCUUUGCCAGUGGCAUCGCGACUUAUGCCAACAUGCUGCGGCUUCUGAGGCUGCUCCGGGUGGUCAAGAACUUGAAGAACCUAGAGUCGGUGCAGUUCAUGACCGACACAGUCUCGAAGCUGGUGAUGGCAUCGAAGGACAUGAUCACUUUGCUGGGUGUGGUGGUGUACUUCUUCUGCUGCGCGUCGGUUCAAGUCUUUGGUGGAGACCUUUACGAAAACAAUGCGCGCUUGGAGGGUACCGAGUACUUGGAGAAGCACAUGCUGGUGCUCAACUUCAACGAUGUGCCAUCUGCCUUCGGGGUCUGGUUCGUCAUGCUCCUGUGCGAGUACGAGCCGAACUUUCCUGAGGCCGUCUCCAGGACGUCCUCGAUUCCCUUCAGCUGGAUCAUGUUCCCGGUCUUCUACGUCUGUGGUGUCAGCAUCGUCUUCGAGCUGGUGAAGGCCUUCACCAUCGAAGUUUUCAUGUCUCUGAAGCAGCGGUGGAAUCAGCUGAAGCAAAAGAACGAGGGACUGCACGGCAGUGCUACUGAAGACCUCGGCUUAGACAUGGAUAGCUUCACAAAGGCUUUCGAGGAAAGGGGGGAAGUGCUGCACUACCGCGUGCAGGGACAUCCGUCGCAAAUGGCCAUGGUCAAGGAGGCUCAGGAGCGCAUGCUGCAAGGCCAUGGCCACGGCGACACCCCCACCCAGCAUGGGCACGGCCACGGCCACGAAAGCCCGAGCCACGGUCACGGCCAUAGUGGAGGCCGUGAGAAGCAGGGCCCCUGA